Messenger RNA from Trichoderma breve, 960 nucleotides. RefSeq names its product MRG domain-containing protein. The coding region runs from base 1 to 960 and encodes 319 amino acids. Gene Ontology annotation, cellular component: Rpd3S complex; NuA4 histone acetyltransferase complex; nucleus. The record is from RefSeq and is a predicted model, not a curated record. The transcript has 4 exons. Gene Ontology annotation, biological process: chromatin organization; regulation of DNA-templated transcription. Lineage: Eukaryota; Fungi; Ascomycota; Sordariomycetes; Hypocreales; Hypocreaceae.
AUGGCUCCUGCGCGACAACAGCCGCCUCCGCCGUUUGGCAAGGACGAAAAAGUCCUCUGCUUCCACAUGGACAUGCUGUAUGAGGCCAAGAUCAUGGACGUCCAGCCUGCGGAGAAGCCCAAUGAAGGAUAUCGGUACAAGGUUCACUACAAAGGCUGGAAGAACACGUGGGACGACUGGGUUCUGGUGGACCGGAUCCGGCCCUUUGACGACGAGCACAAGGAGCUGGCAGCCCAGCUUCACGCGCAGCUCAAGAACAGCAUGCAGAAGACGUCCAAGGUGCCCAAGAAGAUCGUCAAGAGCGGCGGCGAGUCGGCGCGUGGCAGCGAGGAGCGAGGGUCUGCCGUCACUCAGGGAGGCAGAGGGGGUAGGAGAGGCAAGGACUGGGAACUGGAGCAGGAGGACGCUUUCCACAGCAAACCAAUGAUCAACAUUUCAGUGCCCGAUCAUAUCCAGGCCAUGCUUGUGGACGAUUGGGAGAAUAUCACCAAAAACAACCAGCUUGUACCAUUGCCUCAUCCAAACCCAGUUACCAAGAUUUUUGAGGACUAUCUUGCUGUUGAGCGGCCACGCAGAGAAGAGGGCUCAUCUAGUAUGGACAUCUUGGAGGAAGUUAUCGCCGGAUUUCGGGAAUAUUUCGAAAAGGCUCUCAGCAGAAUACUUCUCUACAGAUUUGAGCGUCAUCAGUACAUGGAUGUGCGGAAACUGUGGGAUAAUGCCGACGAGAAUUCGCAGUACAAGAAUGUCUGCGAUGUUUACGGCGCCGAGCAUCUUGCGCGUCUAAUUGUUUCAUUGCCUGAGCUCCUUGCGCAGACGAAUAUGGAUCAACAGUCCGUAUCACGCCUUAGAGAGGAAAUCGGCAAGUUCACCACUUGGCUGGGCCGCAAUUGUCAAUCAUAUUUUGUCAAUGAGUACGAGACUCCAUCUCAAGAGUACAUUGACAAGGCUCGAAGCUUCUAG